This is a messenger RNA of Trypanosoma grayi, 1008 nucleotides long. RefSeq names its product putative dynein heavy chain. The coding region runs from base 1 to 1008 and encodes 335 amino acids. The transcript has a single exon. NCBI's taxonomy places the organism in Eukaryota, Euglenozoa, Kinetoplastea, Trypanosomatida, Trypanosomatidae. The record is from RefSeq and is a predicted model, not a curated record.
AUGGAGGGGCCGGUUCACUUGGACAAUUUGGAGCAGCGGCAGGAGGAGUGGCUGCGCCGGUGCAACAGCCACGUUGGCGUAGACGACCCGCCGGCGGAUAUCCCCCGUAUCGAUUCACCGCGCUCGCUGCGGGCGUGCACCUUGUGCGGCAUUGACCCCACCGUCGCGCUCGAACGGCUGUCGCUGCAGCAGCACUUCAACCUGAUUGUGGGCAACGCACCGUGGGUCGAUCGGAGUGUGCCCACUGGUGUUGUCCUGAGUGACGCACUCGACGCGUGUAGAGGGGCCGGCAUCGUCACCGGCACGACACAGCAAAACAUGCAGGCGUAUCGUAACUACAUGCGGUACGAGGCGGCACGCGUCGACACAUUGACAUUGGCGCAGGAAGUGCGUCGCCAGCUCAUCGCGGAGGAGAUGUUUGAACGACGGCGUCGGGCAUAUGUGGACAGGGGUGUAGUGCGUUCGCCCACCGAGUCUGCCACCCUGCGCGCACCGGAGCAGCACAUGGCACAAUCGCUACUGCCUCGUUCUCAUGACAAUGUGUUUGCCGCUGCAGCGCCGCAUCACGUAUACACCAACGUAGAUGCCCCAACUGCCCCCGUCGCUGCCGUGGCGUCAGCGUCGGACGCUCUGUUGGUGGCACAACAACAACAACAACAACAGCAACAACGAAAGCAGAAGCAAUCUGAGAGUGUGGUGGAUCACCACACAGACAGGAGGAGCAUCCUGUCGAUUGACAAGAGGACAGUUAGCGGCUCCCCUCACGGAGCGGAGACAGAAGUAGCUGCUGUCAUCGGGGGUACAGCGACAGAUGUAGGUGGAAGCUGCAGCCGUCCACAAGACACAGGAGAACACAAGAGAGGCAAGAACGUGACGUUGCCACUGGGAGAGGCACCCCCCGCACCGGUGAUUGCUGCCCAUGAGAAAGGAGAGAGGUUUUAUUACUACUGCGCCAAUGCUGUGGCUCCAGGGCGUUUUGCGGAGUACCCCGAGCCUGAUUCAUUGUAG